Messenger RNA from Hippopotamus amphibius kiboko, 784 nucleotides. RefSeq names its product small integral membrane protein 1 (Vel blood group) (gene SMIM1). NCBI's taxonomy places the organism in Eukaryota, Metazoa, Chordata, Mammalia, Artiodactyla, Hippopotamidae. The transcript is spliced from 4 exons. The record is from RefSeq and is a predicted model, not a curated record. Bases 179 to 403 code for a protein of 74 amino acids.
GGCGCGCGCAGCGGCCCGAGGCGGUGCAGCCAGGUUGGAGGCGUCUGAGGCUCCUCAGACCCCGAACUGCGGGCUGGGAGGAGGUGAGAUCCACUGGCCGAGCUCUGAGCAUCUUCCUGGAUCGCAGAGGCUUCGACCCCCCGCGCCAGGCCUCUCGCCUUAGCCCCGCGGCCCCGGGAUGCAGCCCCAGGACAGCAGCAUCCAGUAUCGCAGGUGGGAGGAUGAAGUCCGUGUGGCCAGCGGGCCCGGCGCAGAGGAGGCCCCGGGCUGGAAGAGGGUCUCCCGGAAGCUGUGCUCGGGCAAGCUGGGCAUCUCCUUGAAGGUGCUGGGUGGAGUGGUCCUCUUCUGGGCCGUAUUCAUCCUGGGCUAUGUCACCGGCUACUACGUGCACAAGUGCAAAUAAAUGCUGCCCAGCGCAUGUGCCGGGGGCACGGGCUUGGAGGGACACCCCGCGUGCGAGAACCCCUCUGUGUACACAGACCCACCUGUCUAUAUGGACCUCGGUGUACACAGCCUCCCGUGUGCACAGAUCCCCCUCUCUACACACACCUCCCUCUGUACACACAGCCCCCUACUAUGUACCCAGACACUCCCCCCGCCCCACGCACAGACUCCAGGGGCACACAGCGUGCAUGUACGGCCUCAGGCUCAUGCAGAUACCCGUGUGCACAGCUGUCACGGGCACCCACAGGCGUACAGCCAACCAGGGACACGGACACACUCGGACACACAUGCCUGGCGCACACAGCCACCCAGGGGCCCACGUGGCUGGGAGACCAGGCCU